Molecule: messenger RNA, 6075 nt
Organism: Tachysurus fulvidraco (yellow catfish)
Lineage: Eukaryota; Metazoa; Chordata; Actinopteri; Siluriformes; Bagridae
Exons: 10
Coding region: 452-3532 (1026 amino acids)
Biological process (GO): regulation of cellular localization; centrosome cycle; establishment or maintenance of cell polarity
Cellular component (GO): cell cortex; apical plasma membrane; nucleus
Molecular function (GO): protein kinase C binding
Source: RefSeq, a predicted model, not a curated record
UGCUGGUUAUGCUUGUCUCCUGAGCAACACAGGAAUCCUAACACAUGUGGAUGUUUAAGAGACAGUCUCAGUCCCACGCACACCGUAGCUCACGGAAGAGGAACGUAGACAAGGCUAGCAAGGGAGAACAGUCAGAAGGAUAGUCAUGUUCUUAAGAAGUGGGAGUGUUCAGAGAAAACUCAGAGAACACUUUCUUCUCACUUGAGCCUCCAGAACAGCUGGAACUGGGCUGAGCAAGAAAAGCAGAGAAACAGAAACAGAAAGAACAAGAAGGGAAAAGCAACUUAAGGCAUAGACAUAAAACAGAAAUUGGACUGAUAUUACUGUUUAGAUGUGAAUUUGUGGCAUGUUUCUUAACUGACUUUCAGAUGCUCGUCAACAUAAAAUGCGCUUCAUACGUCAACAGAGAGAAUGAGGCUCUAUAAUGCUCACCUGACUCUUUGAAUGGGCCAUGGAGGACAUGGUUGUGCCUGACGAGAGCAAUGCUAUGGCUAAUGACUCACAUCUGAUGGUCAGAUCAGACCAGGAAUGUAAAUCCCAACCUCAACGGAGGCCCACCAAUGUGCUCACAUCAGUCAUUUCCUCUACUCUAAGCUCCCACACCCAGCUACAUCAACAUGCCUUUGCAGAUUCAGUCCUGCAGUCCGAGGUGAAGGCUCACUCAGAUCGCAAGGCAAUGUGGAAACAACAUUUUAAAAAGAAAGAAGACAGGAGACUGGUACCUGGGUUCUACAUGUCAUCAUACUCUCACACAGGUGUCUGGGGAUUUAGCAGCAGUGAUGAGGACUUGGAAGCUCAUGCUGAGGAUUUAGAUAUCCACACUGGUGAAAAUAAAGGUAUUGUCAUGUCCAUAGGACAUGGUGAAACUGUAUUUCUGGAGAACCUCACAGACGACAUCUGCAAUGCCAAAAAAGAUAAACCAUGGACUCCACCUGAGGAUCUUGCCAAGCAAGAGCCAUUGCUAUCAAAUGGAGGUGAUGUUUCUGGAAGAGAGCAAUCUAAAAGUGGGGUCAUGCCUGGUCACAUGGCUCUGAGAACAGAUUCCAGCAUUCAGGGAGAGAUUAAACAUUCAGACAGCAGGCAUGACCUGGGCCUGGCAGUAGCAACAGGAAGUGAACUGUGGCAUGCUGAGAGUCUAGAGAGCAUCUGUAGCAGUGGAAGUUCUCUUUCACUUGCAGAGAGAGUGGAGAUAAACCGAACCAUCCUCAGACAGAUGCUACAGAAAGCCCAAAGGAAGAGCUGUGAGGGGCAGCAGGCUAACAUAAAUGAUCAGAGGAUGGAGAAUACACAUAGCAGAGGUGGACUGAAUGACAGUGACUGGGAUUCUGGGAUUUCUCUUCAAGACAGUGAACAAAGUCAGAGGCCCUUUGUCUCGGGAGCUGAGUUGCCGCUCAGUCCUCGCCAUAAACAGGCCAAACAACUGCUGGAGCGUGCUCGCAUGAAAGCCCGCUCGAACCCACUCAAAGCCGACCACACCAUCCUACCCGUCCAGAGGGACAAGCCGGAGCUGCGUUCCUGGGUCGGCGCAGCUGUGCAGCAGGCUCCUCUUGCGGGUACGGAACGGGUGGUGGUUGGCUCAGGAAACCUUAGUGACUCCUCAAGCAGUGACUCGACUGGAGGCUCCCGUCGACAUCGUACACAUGGGCAGUCUCCGACACGUGUACGUUUUCAAGAUGAGUCAGAAAAAGAUGCUGAAGUGCGUUACUUGGAGCGGCAGCGCAGACGAGCUGGAGAGAGGGCACAGGGAUUACUGGUUGCCAAACCUAGUUUGGUGACAUAUAUCAACAGCCAGAGACCUGAGGACAAAUACAAAAUCAAGAGGGAUCAGGAGAACUUACCCGAUGCUAAUAUUUACAGACCUGAGACUAUGAGUCAACAAUGGAACUCUUGUGGAACAAUAUUGGAUGGAGAUUUUUCAGAUCCCCAAUGCUUUCAAAAGCAGCAAUCUCCUGCUAAUGGAGAAACUGAGGGCAGGAUGGUACCAUGCUGGGUUGCACCCACGUUGCCUAACCGCCUGGUGCGAAUAGAGCAGAUUAAGGAGACUUACAUAGGUGCCACGAGCCCUGUCAUUGUGGAGAGUGAUGGCACACACUGUAGAGCCUCAGGCAGUGCGGGUAAUGGUAGAGGGACUUUACAGAAGCAAAAGAGAAAAAGUCGUAAGAGGGAUGGCAGUCCUGAGACGAAAGCCACUGCUGCCAAUGGGCUGAAAACAUCAGGAUCACCAAGCAUUUCCAAUAAUACAUCUGUGUCCAAUGGAGCUGUAGCUCUACCCCCAAACCCAUAUGCCUUAGAGUCUCUACAGCUAAAGGUGGAGGCUAGAACAUGUAAAAAUCUUGCUAACUUUAAAGACUGCGUGCCUUCGGUGGCCUCCAGAGGAGAAGUGCCUGGAGCUCAGUCAGUUCCCAGGCUCCCUCAGCCUAUUGCACCACCUCUCCAGUCCAAAAAUUCUGCACUGAAUCUGGAGAGUCCCAGCAGCCAGAAAGUCAUGCCUUCUCAACACCAUCAUCUCAUGCACAUAGACACUGUUCAGGAGGGUGGGGAGCAGUUACAUUUGGAGGUUAUUCAACAAGGAAUCCCUGAUACUCCAAAAACUACAACAAAAUCUAAAAACUUUAUGGUGAAGGAACUAGCAGUUAUCAACAGUGAACAUGGCCAGAGAACCAUACCAGCAGACCUACAUGGUUCCCAGCAAGCAGGUUUGCCACAGGACCAAAUCAGUGUGGAGGUUGAAGUCAGCACUGCCAAAACAUCUGUGAAUAAUGGACACGUUGAAGGACCUAUCAGGGUCGAGCUUCAAAGGGAGGACAAACCAAGACUUUCAGUAAACUUGACCCUGGAUGCUGAACAAAGAGAGGGUAAAGCUCAGCAGGCCCUGCGCCGCUUCUUUUCAGCCAUGGGUCUUAAUGCAAAAGGACGGCUUGGUAAGGGUCACUCCAGCAGCAUGGAACAGCUUGGCCCGCCACUCAAACCCAGAACAAACUCUUCAGAAUCCUCUGGCCACCCACUAAAGAAAGCACCAUCUCUCCAGAACCUCCGCCUGGUGUCUCCCUUCUCUCAGCUGAAGAAAUCCUCUUCAGUGCAGAAUCUCCAUUCUCCCAAGAGGAAGCCUGAGCGCUCUAAUAUGUAUACACCAGGGGAACAGCCCUGUAGCCCCGCUCUCUCCAGGGGUCUCCAGCGUGCACUGAGUGUAGAGGAUGUGGGCAGCCCCAGUGCUAUGCGAUCAGUGGGUAGAAUUGCUCAGGCGUUUCCUGAUGGAACGUUUCUUUUGGAGCUCAACCGGCCUCCAGACAAGCCCUUUGGCUUCCUCAUCUCCCGUGGGAAAGGCAGACCAGACUCAGGUGUGUACGUGGAGGACAUGGGAGACACCAGUACUCAGAAGCUGUAUGCUGGACUGCUGGGAGUGGGUGAUGAAAUCCUGGAGGUGAAUGGGGAGAAGGUAGCAGGGCUGAGUUUGGAUUUAGUCACCCAACUGAUGGUCCAGAACAGUACAGUGUCCAUCCGUGUGCUUCGGCACCGACCACCUCACCAUUAACACCGCAGAUUAAGUUACAGUAACAGUAUGUGGUGUACGUAUUGAUCUGCUGGGCUUGAUCAUAAACACCCAUGUUCUGGCUCUGAUCUCUUGAGCUUUACUGCUGACAUCAUGCUUGAAUGAAUACUGUAGCUAGGCUGUGGCUUGUGUACUUACUAGAAAUGACAAAGGAAGUUUUUUUUAGCAUUACCAAAACACAGAUAAUGUCACGUUACUCUUUUUUGACUGCAUUUUGAGGAAGUGCAAUUUUUUUUCCUCCAAUAUUACUGCACAUAUCUCUAGUGCGGUAUUUUUUUUCUCUCAGUGGAUUUCACUUCUUUCUGCUAUUCUUUCCAACUCAGAGUUUUUUGAGGAUUCUCCAUCUUAUCCUCAAAGACAAACCAUUUUAUUAUGAUUAAUCAAAUCAAAUCUGUAUUCCAGUCUCAAUAAUUAUAACAUGGCCACACCAAAUCAAAGUAAGGUAUUAAAUAAAGCUAGCUGACUACUGUUACACCAAGGGGCUGUAUUUGGAGUUGUUCCUGUCACUCUACAAAAUGAAGUAUUGAAUAGAUUAAAGUAUUACAUUAAAGAUAGAAAAGCAUACAGCACAGAAAACAUUCUUGUGUUUCAGGUAAAAUCAGGUUAAAAGUAAAAUCACACAAGUAUUAGAUAAAAGUUCAGCAAUUACUAAUGAUCUCAGUGUUGGUAAAGUACAAUAACAGAGAUUUGUCUAUUAUUUUUACUAACAUAUUUCUAUUAAAUCCUAAGAUUUUGAUUUCUUAUGGGAUUGUAUCUGACACACCUUUGGCACAGCACAGACUGAAUGGUCACUUGGAUGAGAAAAGGGCCUGCAGUAAAGUGAGGCUGAUGUUAGCUACAUACUGUAAAGGUAGCACACACAGAGGCAUUGAAAAUAGAACUGAUUGAGCUCUUGGGUAGCACAACAGAACAGUGUGUGGGUUUGAAUAUCAUCAGUCACUGCACUGAAAUGAUCUGGAUAUCAUCAAACACCGAACACGCCACGUGUGCACUUCCUCAGGUGCUUGAUUUGAAAAUGUCAGAGUGUCCUUGAGGAUUAAGUUGGAAACCAGGAAUUUUAAAUUGACUGUUCGCAUGAAGGAAUUUUUAUUUCAGCAGUGCAAUUUAAUUCACAAAUCCCUGACUAGAUGCAAAGGACAUCUUAUGGUAUAAUUGCUGAAUCAGAUUUCUCACUGUCUGUUAUUCAUUAAAACAGUAAAGAAAACAGGAUCUCUAUUAGACAUCAAGAUUGGUUCUAGAUCCACACUGCUGCUCUGAAACGUUUCAUAAAUUAACCCCCAGGUUAAAAAGUAAAAUCAAACCUCAUGAGUCUUGUGCAAUGAGAUACUACAGGGUGAUGGGUUGCCUUUCCUUACUUGAAACUAUUUGCCAAAAUAUAUAUAUAUAUUAUAUAUUAUAUAUAUAUUAAACUCAGAUAAACAAACAAUUUCUCAGUCAAUAUCGUUUCAGUUACGUAUAAAGGAUUUCACAUGAUAGUAGCAUGCUUCUUUUCCUCAGUGGGGUUAGGGUUAGGAAUUGGUAAAGCAGUGAAGGUCAGAAUGAACCCGCCAUAAAUUAGAGGUUUGCAUUGUAGGUGUUUGAGCGGUGGAUUAAAACAGUGAAGCAGACUGAAAUGAAAGUAGCUAAGUGCAGUCUAAAAAUAUUGAGAUGAAGCCGGUUUCAGUCAACGGCACAAAACGACUCUGGGAAGUUUUUGUACAUGUUCUUUUGCUUUAAUGGGCCAUGGGCACUUCGAUUUUAGUUUGCAGAAAGAGGAGAGAGGCAUGUGCUUUACUUUUUUAAAUCCAAUUUGUGCCUGAUCCUAAAGGAAAUCUUCCAGCAGUCAGUUACUUUAAAGCUGAAUAAUAUUUUAAAUCCCUUGUAGUGAAUUCCUGUCAACAGUGCUGUGUGAAAAAGCAUUUUUGAAAUUACGUGUUGCACAUCACUGUCCAAUCACAAGUAGUAUGUUCGAGUAGAGUCCGAACAGCAGCACAUGCCAUUGCAAAAACUCUUAUCCAGACUCGAUUUUACAGCCUCCCAGACACUGCUGUAGAUUUAUUUAAAAAAAAAUUUAUUUUUUUUUGCUUUAACCCUGGAAAAGUUUACCUUUAAUGGUUAAUAUGACUAUUCAGAACUAGAUGUCACACAGCCUGGGCCAUAAAAACACGCAUGGUACCCAAGUUCAAAAAAUAUAGGCUCCCAUUGUCCCAAAAGAACAAUUCGAGUGCCCAGUUGUUAGCUUUUAUUUUUUCUUUUGUUGAUAACAUGCACAUUUCUCACAAUGCAUACACAAUGAAAAAUGAAAUACCAAAAAAGUAUUAUAUCACUUACUUUAACUUCAGAACUGGAGCAAAAACACAACUGUUCUGACUGCAAUAUGAAAACAGGAAGUUAGAACAGAGCUGCAAUACUGACUCCAGAAUGCAUAGUAAAUUAUUUAGGCGCUUCUUUCAGUGUUAUGACACAUGUACCAUGACUUUCAUUGUGUUUUCCUUUGUGUAUUUAUAUUUACUGUCUUAUGAAAUAAAAUAAUUGGAUACAAUGCA